AUGAGCGGUGGUGGCGGCGGUGGCGGAGGUGGUGGCGGCGGCGAGCAGGUUGGUGGAGCAGAAACCGACUCAUGUCACCUCCAGAGGGGAGGAGCAUCAAUCAUCUCAGAUCAGCCUGUUUUCACUCCUUCACACACAGAGCUGAAGCCUUUCAGACCCUUCGCAGGGCCGUGUCUGCGGAGGGGGGGCCCAGGGGUGCCUACCCCAGAAUCCUCAAAUCUGAUUGGCUGUUGGAUAUAAAUGAUGAUUAGUUACUUGGGCUGCUGGUGGUUCAUGGACUCUGAUUUCUAAGGUUUGUGAGCCGUUGACAGUCUGAGUAAAUCUCACAGAGAUUCAUCCGCCCACUCAGACCAGUGGAACAAUAUUAGGGAGCUGUGUUUUAUUUUGGAGGGUUCAUUUUUGUUGGAGGACGAGGAUGUAAGAGAAGAAACCGGGGUCAGCGUUAAUGAAGUCUGUGUCACAACAAGGGAUCGGGUUAAAGCAAAAAGGAAAAGUCCGACUCAGACUUCAAAAUGUUCAAAAAAAAAGAUUAAAAAGGGAAAAAAAACACAAAGAAUCAAAGUGGGGACACAAAAAUACACACACAUCAACACACACAGACAACAACACACAGACAGACAUACACAUCGACACACAAACACACAAAGAACCAACAAGAACAGAAAGGAAGACAGGGACUAUAAACACACACAGGUAAAUGAGACACAGGUGAGACUGAUGAGUGAACAAAGGAAUCAACUCCUACAACAUAAAACAGGAAAUAAACAAAAAAUCAACUCCUACAAAUAAAACAGGAAAUAAACAAGAAAUCAACUCCUACAAAAUAAAACAGGAAAUAAACAAGAAAUCGACUCCUCCAAAAUAAAACAGGAAAUAAACAAGGAAUCAACUCCUACAAAAUAAAACAGGAAAUAAACAAAAAAUCAACUCCUACAAAAUAAAACAGGAAAUAAACAAGGAAUCAACUCCUACAAAAUAAAACAGGAAAUAAACAAAAAAUCAACUCCUACAAAAUAAAACAGGAAAUAAACAAGGAAUCAACUCCUACAAACUAAAACAGGAAAUAAACAAAAAAUCAACUCCUACAAAAUAAAACAGGAAAUAAACAAGGAAUCAACUCCUACAAAAUAAAACAGGAAAUAAACAAGGAAUCAACUCCUACAAAAUAAAACAGGAAAUAAACAAAAAAUCAACUCCUACAAAAUAAAACAGGAAAUAAACAAGGAAUCAACUCCUACAAAAUAAAACAGGAAAUAAACAAAAAAUCAACUCCUACAAAAUAAAACAGGAAAUAAACAAGAAAUCAACUCCUACAAAAUAAAACAGGAAAUAAACAAGGAAUCAACUCCAACAAAAUAAAACAGGAAAUAAACAAGAAAUCAACUCCUACAAAAUAAAACAGGAAAUAAACAAAAAAUCAACUCCAACAAAAUAAAACAGGAAAUAAACAAGAAAUCAACUCCUACAAAAUAAAACAGGAAAUAAACAAAAAAUCAACUCCAACAAAAUAAAACAGGAAAUAAACAAGAAAUCAACUCCUACAAAAUAAAACAGGAAACACUGAAAACUGAUCUAAAGAAUAAAACACUGAGAACAGGAGGGAAACAGGGUCGAACUGAAAACUCACAAGACUGGACUACAGAGGAACAGGAACACUUGGGAAAAUACUCUAAAAAUAAUAAAACCAGUGAAUAAACUCAAUAAAGAGAUGAUAUGGUGACAUUAUAUAGAUAUGAACGACUCUGUUAAACACCAGAGAUUCAUGGAGAUCAUCAGAGAUCCUCGUCUGAGCCCCACAGACCUCUGAAAGUGUCAGGUUCAUCCAUCAGAGAGACGGUGGAGAUAUUUUGGGUUUGGAGAUAAGUGUUGGAUAGACCGGACCAUUAAGAUGACUAACUGGGUUUACCUGGAGCUAAAAAUACGACGCUCAUCUGAAAAAGACGUGAAAUAAAGAGCUGAACUCUAAAGACAGGAGACCUCUGAGUGUCACACUGACAGUAUUAAACCUCUCUGUUUUAACAGGGCGGCGGUUUAAAUGAGUCGGCGGCGGCGGCGGCGCCCUGCAGGCCUGACCGUUGUCCUUCCGCUCUCACAUACAACAGGAUGAGGAAACAGCAGCAGCAGCUCCUCAGCGCUGGCUGGGUCACAUGGACUUUUCCAGGACAGCUCAGUGUGCAGGCUGAGCUGAAGCAGACAUAA
This is a messenger RNA of Xyrichtys novacula (pearly razorfish), 2199 nucleotides long. NCBI's taxonomy places the organism in Eukaryota, Metazoa, Chordata, Actinopteri, Labriformes, Labridae. The record is from the annotation of a GenBank genome assembly.